CUUAUCAUUCGAUCUCCCCUCCCCCGCAUCCUGCGUUGAUACCAGCCCGCCUCCGCUCACGUUAGGCUAGCAUCUCAUACAACGCUUACCCGAUACGAUCAUGCCUCAGCCCGAGUUCAUCGACGACCCCGAGAAGGCGGUCUUGGACACCCUCACACCGCUACCGGUGCUUCCUGUUUCGUCCAAGGCGGUCAUUCAAGAUGCUGCCGUCGGUCUCGCCGCUCAAUCAGGGAAGGAUGAAAGACCAGAGUUCGCACUUGCGAAGGCGAAGAAGGAUGCCGCCGCCUCCAACAAGCCAAGACGAAGAGUGAGCGGAUGGGUUCGCUUCUCGCUUUGGUUCACCACCUACCGCAAGUUCUUUAUUUUUGUCGUGACAUUGAACGGCGUUGGGCUGUUCCUUGCCGCUCUCAACAUCUGGACUUAUCCCCGGCGAUACACUGGUGCUUUCGUGCUCGGUAAUCUGCUGUUCGCCAUCCUUAUGCGGAACGAGCUCUUUGGGAGACUGUCGUAUUUAUUCGUCAACAAAGCUUUCGCUAAGUGGACACCCCUAUGGUGGAGGUUAGGCUGCACAUCAGUACUCCAGCAUCUAGGCGGCAUUCACUCAGGCUGCGCAAGCUCUGGAUUUGCCUGGCUCAUAUUCCGUGUAACGCUCAUCUUCAUCGACCACAAGGACAACCACGACGCCGUCCUGAUAAUGGGCGUGAUCACCAACCUCGCUGUCUCGAUCAGCAUCCUGAGCGCGUUCCCUUGGGUCCGGAAUACACACCACAACGUCUUUGAGCGGCACCAUCGGUUCAUCGGCUGGCUUGGCCUUCUCUCAACGUGGGUGUUCGUCGUGCUCGGAGACAGCUAUGACCUCGACACGCACUCCUGGAACCCGGAUGGCGUUCGUGUCAUUCGCCAACAAGAUUUCUGGUACGCGUUCGGCAUGACGGUAUUCAUCCUCAUCCCGUGGUUCACCGUGCGGGAAGUCAAAGUUGAUAUCGAAGUGCCGUCUCCGAAGGUGGCGAUCCUACGCUUCGAGAGAGGUAUGCAGCAAGGGCUCAUCUCCCGGGUAUCGCGCUCCUCGGUCAUGGAGUACCAUGCCUUCGGGAUCAUCUCGGAAGGGACACACGCCAAGUACCACUACCUCAUCUGUGGCGUCCAAGGUGACUUCACGAGGUCGCUGGUGAAUGAUCCUCCCACGCACCUCUGGACGCGCCAGCUAAAGUUUGCUGGAGUAUCCCAUACGUCCACGCUGUACAAGCGGGGGAUCCGUGUCUGCACUGGAACAGGUCUCGGAGCCGCGCUCUCAACUUGCCUCCAGAAUCCUGAUUGGUACCUCAUCUGGAUCGGAUCGGACCAGGAGAAGACCUUCGGUCCCACCAUCUCCGGCCUCAUCCACAAGCAUAUCGAGCCGGAGCGGAUGUGCCUGUGGGAUUCCAGGGCUCGAGGGGGACGGCCAGACGUGAUGCAGCUGAUCAAAGACGCGUACAAGUCCUGGGGCGCAGAAGUUGUGUUCAUCACGUCCAAUUGGCAGGGAAACAAGGAGAUCAUGGAAGGUUGCAAGGCGGCGGGAAUCCCAGCAAUGGGCACCCUGUGGGACUUCUGAGCGGUCAUAGCCGGGCCGUCUGUCGCACCUCCUCAACCGGCGCAGCGGGGAACUCCCAGCGUACACGGUAUACUUAGGACUUGGCGUGCGAAUCAGAUCUGUUUGUCGGCCGUGGUCCGUCCCUAUUCGCCGGACCUCGCUCCUCCCAUUCACCGCUAGUUGCAUAUUUUUGUGCAGGUUAUUUCCAUCUUCCUGUUGCUUUCUUGCCCAAUCCCGUCACACCUGCGGGUUACGCUUACGACCCGUGCACACGUAUCUUAUAAGUCAGGCUCUACGGUCUCGUAAACCACGCAACGUCCCGAAUACCUUAGAUAUUUGUCCACGAUCUGCCCUACCCCUGGCCUAUCCGUCGGAGCACCCCUUGUAUUCUAGUUGAGCUCUGCAUCGGAGUUGCCGAACACGAACGCGAUCCCAUUGUCGAAGUCAAAA
Dichomitus squalens LYAD-421 SS1 is the source of this 2020-nucleotide messenger RNA. RefSeq lists its product as uncharacterized. Lineage: Eukaryota; Fungi; Basidiomycota; Agaricomycetes; Polyporales; Polyporaceae. The coding region runs from base 101 to 1591 and encodes 496 amino acids. The record is from RefSeq and is a predicted model, not a curated record. The transcript has 14 exons.